Messenger RNA from Solea senegalensis (Senegalese sole), 4079 nucleotides. RefSeq lists its product as uncharacterized. The coding region runs from base 122 to 2938 and encodes 938 amino acids. The record is from RefSeq and is a predicted model, not a curated record. The transcript has 5 exons. NCBI's taxonomy places the organism in Eukaryota, Metazoa, Chordata, Actinopteri, Pleuronectiformes, Soleidae.
GUCAGCAGGUCUUGGUUCUGUGGCGCCGCAGGGCACUCAAGCGCAGUGCGGUGAGACCCCAGCUCUCCACCGAGAGAGGGAGGAGCAGCGGAGGCUCCUGGCAGACACGCGCUCAACCGCCAUGGACCUACGCUAUCGUCUGGAGCACAAUGAGAGGGACUGGUUACGAGAAAAAGCUGAGCUUUUGGAGAGGUUUGACAUAGAGAGGAAGGAAUGGGAGACCCAGCUGAAAGAUAUGCAGAAGAAAAUAGAGAAGCUGUACUGUGAAGUGAGAUUCAAGCGAGAGGGGACCAGACUGGACGGUGAUGAUGUCGUGCACAGACUGAGCAUACCUUCCACCAGCACAGGCUCCAGUUUGCUCAGCGACAACUCGCGCUCUGAGCCGCUCAGCAGCAGCAGUCAGUCGGAGCAAAACAGACAAGCGUCGUUUCCUGGCUUUGGUCUCAACAGAAACAUCAGUGACAGAGAGAGUCGUCAACAUAGCCGUUUCCAAGUAGACAGCCUCUGUGACUUCAAUAUCGGUGGUCCGUUUUCUCAGAAUGAACCGUCACAGCCUUCGCUGGUGGACGACUUGAGAUCCAGGGGCACUUGGCAGCAAGACUCUGUUGAUAAUAAAAGAGUUUCUGUUGAUACGACAGAGAUGGCUGCUAUUUUUAAUGGAGCUCCUGAAUGUCAAAUGCCACAGAAAAAUGCUUUGUAUGGGAAUGAAAACAACGUCCCUGUCGGUCCACAAGAAAGUCCUGUUUGGGCAGACCUGUAUGGCAGUGACAAGAAGAGGAACACCACUACUCUUAAUGCUGCGCUGAAGGAGAUAGCACGUGUAAGCGAGGAGCUCUGCAGCUACCAGGAUGAGAUCAGAAACAAGAGUGGCGAUAAGAGGAAUCAGUCUGAAUUCCUGGGUGUAAAUGAGGAGGAUGAACCUCCCUGCGACCUUAGUCAAAUCUACGAUGAUUUCCGGGCCUUGGAGAGGGAAAACUGGAUCACUUUGUCACCAGAUAACACCUGGCGGGCCAACACUGUGAGUGACUCCUGGAGAACAAGUGCUGCAGAUCCCAACAGCUGCAGAGACACACAGACGAUACUCUCUGAAAUAGACACAGCAGCUCCACCCAUCCCACCACGCUCCUCCUCCUGGAACCUGAGCACCUCUGCCCUAACAGACACAGAACUCCACAUCCCGGAAUCCCCCACAACUACAGCGAAAAGGUGCCACAGCCCCUGUGUUCUCGUGGACAGAAAGUGCAGUAGCCCCUCCAUUGUCAGGAAGUUCGAGGCGAUGCUACAAGAAAAUGAAGGAAAGGUUUUCAUUGAUGGUGCAGUAUCAUCCUGCUCUGUUCCUGCUCACUCUAACUGCAAUAUGGCCUGCUGCCACAACCGCUGGUCCUGUGAUGCUAGCAAGUUCAGCAGCAGCAAGUUAUCUCCCUGUGAGACAGUACAAAAGAGUUUCCCUGAGGUGAGCAUACUGAGUACUGCGAAAGACUUGCGCUCAGAUUACAACCCUGGUGUCGGUAACCUCAAAAAUCCUGAUCUGCAAACGCCUCCAGGGGUCACAGAAUUACCUGUAGAUGUAUUGUUGUCCAGUCUGGAAAAAACACCUGUCAGCCCCGACCUCCAGGGCUCCAGAAGAAACAUAAUGCUGGAACAAAAAACAGCUGAGUUCAACCGAACUUUGUUUCAGGCUGAGAUGGGCCGUGGUGUAAAGCAACAAGACAGUUUUACUAGUACAGAUGCCUCCUCUCUGGGUUGCCAAGCAGCAACAGACGUUUUACUGCCCAGCGAGACAGGAUUUCAGCCACACUGUACUGAUUUCAGCACCGGUGUUAUGGGUGUGAAUCCUGAGGUCAUAUCAGAUUCCACAUUUCAAAAUACUGAGGUCCUACCAAGGGGACUGAGAUGUGGUCUUGAAAGCCAGGGGGUCAGAAUAAAGCAAGACACCCCAUCUGAUCUUUCAUUUGAACAGCCACAGGUUGGACUCAGGGACACCACCACAAUAAUCUCCCAGAGUCCUGCUCACCAGCCUGAGGUCAAUCACAAAGUUCAAACACCAAGCAGUCCUUUCAGGAAAACACAGCGAAGAGCAGCCACUGGGGCUGUCUUCUGUGAGCCUGUCUCGUCUGCAAAUAACCAGCCAGGACAGAACAUGGAGGAUUCCAACUUGAUGAAUGAGAUUCCACAUGGAGUAAAGCUUCAGCCUGCAGCCAGAGUGGUUGCCCCAAUCCAGCAGUUGCCUGUGGAGAACAAACAAAGACCGGUGACUCAGCCAGAGCACCAGGCGCAGCCAAGGCAUGUGUCUUCACCUCCUUCCCAGCCUGACUCCACCAGGCAUGGACCUCGAAUGAUGAUCGACCAUCCCUGGAAGACCCUCAAUCUGGCGGCGUACCCACGGCCUGAGGGAUCCAGGUCCAACUAUGGAGCAGUUGAAAGAAUUCUGAAGAAUUACGAGACUGCAGCUAGGGCCCAACAAAGCCAGAGCCAACUGAACGAGAUGACGUCACAUCCUAACCUCAGUGUUCGGAAGCAGGAGACUGUCACUGAACUAGACAUGCUGGACAUGGACCCUCUGCCUUUACCUCCCACUCUAAGACACGUACAGACUUCUAACACCGCACAGACACACACUACACAUGCACAGCUCAGCAGCCACACUGCCAUGGGUGUGAAAGAGAUUCAGCUUAUAGUGCAGGCAAAUGAAGAGUCUUCUGUCUCCUCGUCUUCCGUCCCAAAGUGUUUCUCGAGGCCGACUCGUCCUGCCAACCGACGCCUCCCCUCACGAUGGGCCAGCCGUUCCCCCGCUUCUUCCUCCUCCACCACUGCCCCCAUCUUACCUCCAUCCUGUCGUCUUCAGAAACCCACUUCCUCCUUUACCUACGCACACGCCUUUCACAUAGAGACUCCACCUCACUGUGUGUAUGAACCAGAGGCCAGAAGCUUUCAAUGACAGCGUUCUGUUGUACAUGCCAAACACGUACUGCUUCUCCAAAUACCUAAAGACUCAGCUAAGUGCUCCAGCUGUGAGUUCAUUAACUCAUGGGUCGAAUGUAUAUGGCAUCCUGUGGACGCCACAGUAACUGACCAAGGACGGCAAGUGCAGGAUCUCAAGAGCAGCUUGAGUUAAGCACAGCCUCAGCAGACAGUCAAAGGUCAAAACAUCACCUUCCAAAGGAUCAGUCACAUCCGAUGCCUCAGUCAUUCAUGCCAACUGUCUCUGGAUAUCCUAUGCUCAGGUCAGAAUUAUAGCCUUGACUAGUGUAGCCUUCAAGAUUUUACAACAACAGUCAAAUACUCCUGUUCUAUAUAAAGUAUUUAUGCCUUUAAAAGUGAUGCUAGCUCAUAAUCAGAUGACCUACAAUGACUUCCAGCCAAAUGAAUUUCAGAAAGAUGUAUUUAAAUUGUAAAGUAUUUUGUAUUUCAUGCGCAACGUGUGCUUUUUGCACAAAAUGUGAUUUUCAGAGAUGAAGGUAGUCGAGGCGAUUUCCCCUGACAUCACACUCUCAGUGUGCUUAACGGAGCAGAGUUGUUUCUUCUGCCUUCCUGAAUAUUACCCACAAUACAUGUAUGGACUGUACCUUGCCUGUGACGAAAAUAUUUCUUUAUGCUCAUUCUUUAUGCUCUUCUUUUUUUUUUUUCAUGCUUACUCAAAAACAUUCACUUGAUAUCAACAGAUGUGAGUUCCUUCUUUUUAUAUAUAUGUGUAUAUAUAUAUAUAUAUAUGUAUAUAUACAUAUAUAUAUAUAAAUAUAUAUGUAUAACUCUGUACCAAAGGCUGGUUUCUUUUUAUGCAUUUUCCUGUUUUGAAAGUGAAAUUCAGUGUUUGUAAUGGCAUUAUGUCUCCUGUCCAAUCCAUUUCCACUUAAAAUGUAUGUUCAAGGCCCUUCACGAGAGCUUGCUUUUGUGUAUAAGUAAUGACGCGUAUAAAACAUACUGAAAAGCCUUUUUUUUCUACUUUUACUAAUUCUGAAUGGUCACAUAUCAGGACACUCAGUCGAGUAGUAUAGAUCUUUGGUUAAGGUGGUGAAUCAUAUCAUGAUGAAGGUGAUGCCUUUGCUGUUCUUUUUGUGUAAUAAACUUAAGAACCUAAA